Nematolebias whitei (Rio pearlfish) is the source of this 628-nucleotide messenger RNA. RefSeq names its product DENN domain-containing protein 2A. The transcript has 4 exons. Bases 88 to 450 code for a protein of 120 amino acids. The record is from RefSeq and is a predicted model, not a curated record. NCBI's taxonomy places the organism in Eukaryota, Metazoa, Chordata, Actinopteri, Cyprinodontiformes, Rivulidae. Gene Ontology annotation, cellular component: actin cytoskeleton. Gene Ontology annotation, biological process: retrograde transport, endosome to Golgi.
GAUCUGGCCUGUGACAAAGAUCUGCCCAGUGACUCCAGCUCUCUCAGCGCAGUGGUCUCAGAGGCCUUUGUGCGUUUCUUCGUGGAGAUGGUGGGCCACUACUCAAUCUUCAUGGGAGGGACAGAGCGGGACGACGAGUCCUUCUUUUCGCCCACCUUAGCCAGCCCCUCUUUUUCUUCCUCUCCCUCCUCAUCCUCAUCCUUUCAGCGUGAGGCCUUUCGCAAAGCAGUCACUUCCAAGAGCUUGAGGAGGUUCCUGGAGGUGUACAUGGAGACCCAGAUGUUUACUGGCUUCAUCCAGGAGAGGGAGCUGCGCAGACAAGGCCUCAAGGGCCUGUUUGAGGUAAGAGCUCAAGAGUAUCUGGAGUCACUUCCUGGGAGUAAGCAGAGAGGCGUGAACAAGUUCCUCAAGGGCAUGGGAAACAGGAUGAAAUUUAUUUCCAAAAGAUGAGACAUGGGAAGCUGUGACAGCAAGACACAGAAGAUGGACGCCCUAAACGUGGAGAAUUUUCACGCAGAUAUUAAUUAGGUCAGAACAAAUGAAGACUUCUGAACUGGACCCAUAGUUUUCAUGCAUGAAGACUACUGGGGGACGUUAAGAUUGAACUGGCUCUCCACCAGUGCUGUGA